UUUACAGAGUUCAACUAUGCCAGUUUUGUCCCUACACAAUAGCUACACCUUACCAUCAGGAUCUGCAAGUUAUACUCUUGGACUUAGUGGUGCCCCAAAUGUGGCAUCAUAUUCAUAUCGGACGUCAGCAGGAGUUGCGAGUGAUCGAUUAAUGACCGGCACAACUCUCGGUGUUCCCAAUAUAUCCAACACUGGUGCAUUAACUGGUUUAUCGGUAUCUACCGUUAACCCAUUUGUUUACACGACGUACACAAAUCCAUUGCUUACAACUAGUGCAGUUGUAUCAACUAUUAGAAAACCUUACGAUGAUUUAGAUUUGAUAGUUGGUGGCCGAUAUGGACCGAGACCAAUGACACCCACAUCACCAAUAGUUUCCGGAAAUUGGGGACUCGAUAGUUUAAGUGGUUUGGAUGGAGUUAACCCGGCUUUCAUUCAUACACAACCGCAUUUACGUUUAGGAGCACUCGAUCUAGAAACUCGUCACGGAUAUAGUAUCAACGGUAAUGGUGAACCCCAAGUAGAUAUGUUGGAUAUUCCUGGAAAAGGAAGAUGUUGUGUAUUUAUAGCUCGAUUUUCGUACGAUCCUCCCGACGAUGCGGAAGGUGAAUUGACUUUGAGUACUGGUGAUUACUUAUUAGUAUGGGGGAGUGGAGAGCCACAAGGAGGAUAUUAUGAUGCUGAACUUCUUGAUGGACGACGCGGUUUAGUGCCAGCAUCUUUUGUACAAAGGCUAGUUGGCGAUGAUCUUUUGGAAUUUCAUCAGGCGGUUGUAUCGACACUACGUGAUGCUGAUGAAAUACUCGUGCCUUUAGAUCCAGCACCUCUUCCUCCGAAUAUACCGCAAACAAAUCCAUUAUUAACUCAUACUUCCGAGGAUUUGGCAAGAUUAAACGAAGUACAUAACGACAUCCCAAGUGAUCAAAAUGAAGACGAAGCAUCUGAUAAUGGUAUAACAAAUAAAGACAUCUUAAGAACCCGAUUUUAAUCUCGAUGACCAAAA
Contarinia nasturtii (swede midge) is the source of this 1000-nucleotide messenger RNA. RefSeq lists its product as uncharacterized. Gene Ontology annotation, molecular function: protein binding. The record is from RefSeq and is a predicted model, not a curated record. Bases 17 to 985 code for a protein of 322 amino acids. The transcript is spliced from 5 exons. Gene Ontology annotation, biological process: neuromuscular synaptic transmission. Lineage: Eukaryota; Metazoa; Arthropoda; Insecta; Diptera; Cecidomyiidae.